This is a messenger RNA of Medioppia subpectinata, 1017 nucleotides long. NCBI's taxonomy places the organism in Eukaryota, Metazoa, Arthropoda, Arachnida, Sarcoptiformes, Oppiidae. The record is from the annotation of a GenBank genome assembly.
AUGAUUAUCUUAUUGGGUCUACAGAUCUUCAGAGUUGCCAAUCAAUUAAUGAAUGGGUCGACACCUUUGCAUCCGUUUCCAGCAAAUUCAGACGACAUUUCUAAACGAUAUAAUGAAUUGAAAACUUUAGACGAUAGCAGCGAUCCUAAGCCUAGUAUCAGAAAGUAUUCAAAGCAGAAAAUUAUACCAAAACCUCAUUCAUAUGCAGAAAGUGUUAAAAGACCUAAAUAUAGGAAUAAUUAUCUCAUUUCCGACUCAGACGUCAAUUCGGACGACAAAAAUGAGUCCGAUUUUGAUUCUCAACCAAAUGCAGAGGUAAAAGAUGACGAUAAUAAUAGUGACGAUAAUAACAACAAUAAAUAUGUCGCGGAUUAUAAUGAAUUAGAGCAAGAUUUCAAUGAUUUUGACACAAAUGAUGAAUCGGAUGACAAAAAUGAAGAGCCCAUCGAAGAGAGCGCUGACUAUAACUAUAAGGAAGAGAUGACUCCGGAGUGCGCUUCUGAACAUACAUUUUGCGAUUAUGACGACAAUUAUCCCCAAAACUGGAUUCAAAAAUCAAUUGACAAACAAAUGGAUCUUUUGACUCAAAUAAUGCCCGAAUCGUCGGAAACGUUUGAUUUAGUCGAAGGAAUAUCGAAAGAAAGGGACGAGAAUUACACUUAUAGUGAAAAUGUAAAUCAUAUGCUAAACGACGACCAAAAUGAUGACAAAAAUACUGAUAAUAAUGAGAUUCAGUACACAAACGGCGGUUAUAUUUGUCCAUCACUUGUGGAUUACAUUCAGCCAAAGCGAGCGCAGAAUACAGAAGGGCUUUGGAAAGUGAUUCUCAAUUUGAAUGAGUCUUACAGAGGAAUUGAUGUGAAACAACACAUAAGGCUUGAAGAAUGCCAUACGGCAAUGAGCGGCUGUUGGCCUGGACUCCAGACAAAGGCAUUCAUUUGGAUAUUUUUCGGCUCCCAAUCGCCUGUUCCUUUGAACAACUCUAUAGAACACGCUAUGCCAUCUCGAAGACAAUAA